Molecule: messenger RNA, 1950 nt
Organism: Clavispora lusitaniae ATCC 42720
Lineage: Eukaryota; Fungi; Ascomycota; Pichiomycetes; Serinales; Metschnikowiaceae
Gene: HXK1
Product: hexokinase 1
Biological process (GO): intracellular glucose homeostasis; glucose 6-phosphate metabolic process; carbohydrate phosphorylation
Cellular component (GO): mitochondrion; cytosol
Molecular function (GO): mannokinase activity; fructokinase activity; glucokinase activity
Source: RefSeq, a predicted model, not a curated record
AUGUGCCGGUCAUUUUGCCGUUGUGUUUUCUCCCACUUUCUGGUCGCUUCUUUCUCGGAUACCGUGUUGCACCGCGAUUAUGCAACAUGGCGCGCACAGAUCCAACAUGUUGCAUCCGCUCCUCCACCUGUUAACACAUAUACGGGCCAUCUGCCGCUUUCUGCCUCCAUGUUUUUGGACACGCAGAACUUCCCACAAGGCAGCGACAUGGCUGAAAACGAACGUGUGGGCAUACCAGACAACGCCGCCCGCGACAUUGGCGACAUUAUCGUGGAGAUCGACACCACCGAUUCCACCGCCAGCGACAUUCUGCUUGCCCUGAGUCCAUCUUCGUCGCUCUCGGACCCAGAGCCAGAUUCGGUCUUGGCCACGGCGCUCACGGCCUUUCUCGGCCCGGUCGAGUCGGGCGACGUGGGCGGCCAGGCCCGCGACUUGGCGCUUCUGCUAGACGAGGCGCUUUCGAAAUCGGACCUUUCCAUGAUCCCGUGUUACUUGGUGGACCCGUCGGGCGAGGAGCACGGGCGGUUUUUGGCGAUCGACUUGGGCGGCUCGACGUUGCGCGUGGCGGUGAUCGAAAUCGGGCAACUGGAGGAGAAACCGUCAGAACAAGAACAAGAACAACCAGAACCAGAACAAACAGAACCAGAACAACUACAACCAGAACAAGAACAAGAACAACCACAACCAGAACCAGAACAGCGCAACGGCUCAGAGCCAAAUGGCUCUGAGGAUCAUUGUGAGAGCUCUCGCCGCUCGCGGGUCCGCAUCGUCCACAGCCGGCUGUGGACCGUCGAGGGCCGCCACAAACACGUUGACGAGGCGUUUUUCGACUGGUUGGCUGCAAACGCCUGCUCUGUUUUGGCCGCUAGCCGCCAGGAGUCCCAACCGGCGCUGUUUUUGCAGCCCCUCGCCACCGGCAUCACCUGGUCGUUCGCGCUCGAGGCGGCCGCGCCCCACCGCGCCAAAAUCGCCCACAUGGCCAAGGGCUACACGCUCGACGCCCGCGUGGCCGGGCGCGAACUCGGCGCGCUCGUGGAGGCGGCCAUGGCGCGCCGCGGCGUGCCCGUGCGCGUCGACGCCAUUCUCAACGACCUGCUUGCCGUCUACGCCGCCGGGCGCUUUUUCGACCCGAAAACAGAGGCGGCCAUGGUGCUUGGCACCGGCUUCAACGUGUGCUGCGCCGUGGAUGUGGACGACAACUUGCCGGCGCAGAAACGCUUGCCAGGGCAGAAAAAAGUGCUCUACAACGCUGAGGCGUCGCUUUUCGGCUGUGGGCUUGCGCUGGCGCUAGCCACGUGCUACGACGAGUUGGUGGACGCCCGGUUUGGCGCCGAGCUUGCGUUUGCGCCGCACCUCGAGCUUGACCCCGAGUCCGGCGCCAUGUUCCAGCCGUGCGAGCUUUUGGCCGCGGGGCGGUAUGUGCCCGAGUUGGUGCGGCACGUUUUGGUGGCCAUGGCGCAGCGGCGCGAGGUGUUUGGCGCCCAAAAGUGCAUCGAGCCGUUGCAAGUGGCGUAUUCGGGCAUGACGGGCGAGUUGGUGUGUAUGGCGUGCGAGAGUCCGGGCGACGACGUGGUGGCGCGCGCCCUCGAGCUGCACUUCCAGUGGGCGCCGCGCCUGGUUCUGCGCGCGGACGUGGCCGCGUUCCGCCUCGUUUCGCGCGCCGUGGUGCGCCGCGCCGCCUAUGUCAUUGCUUCGGCGGUCGCCGGUUUCGUGCUUUUCUUGGCCAGCCACAACGGCCGCUUCAAACACCACACCAUCACCAUCGGCUAUGUGGGCUCGGUCAUGGAGCAUUUCCACACCAUGCGCACCGCCAUCACCGAGCUUGUCAAUGCUUGCGAAGACGUUUCGGCCUUGGGCGUGCGGGUCGAGUUCGAGCUUGUGCCCGAGAGUCUGCUUGUGGGCGCAGCCAUCAGCGCGGCGUACCAUGCAGACAGAGGGCAUGAACCAUAG